AUGCGAUGCGAAAAUUAUUGUAGACACCCGGUUCUAUGUGCAGUGCCGCGAAAUGCUCACUGGUCGAAAAAUUUGAGACCAAGGUUUCCAAACCGCACCAUGUUAGGCUUUGGGACAUGCUGGCUUCCAGCCUCGAAUCGGGCACUUUUGGGACCAUGUUCUCGACGUUCGUUCACAGUGUCGUCAGCUAGCUUCGCAAAAGCAGCUCCAAGCAAAGACGGCAAAAAAAAGGUCAAACAAGGGUUCAAGUUGAAAUCAGACCCAAAAGCUAAAAAGGUUAAAAAGGGAGGUAUGACCCAUCUCACCUUCAGAGACGCCGUCCGAGCACUCAACUUUGAAAAACUGGCGGUAGAUUUUUCCAAAUUGGAAAUUGGGACUCUUAAUUUCGAAAAGCUCAACGACCUGAAGGAUAAAGUCGUCAAGUAUUCCGACGCCGCAGAAUCAAGUUUGACUCAGCUUGACACCUUUAAGAAGUACCAGCACCAUGAAAUGUUCAGCAAGCCAGUCUCCAUGGUUUCUGAUAACACAAUGAACCUCGAGAACACAUUCAUGUCCAAAUUGGAACAAGAAACAAAGACCAAUAGAAUGUGUCUCGUUGGAGAAAAAGGCGUAGGAAAGUCGCUGUUGGUGGCACAAGCACAGGCAUUGGCGCUUUCCAAGUUCAAUGGUGACGUAGUCUUAUUACAUCUUGACUAUCCCGAGAAAGUCAUCGAAGGUUCAAGCGACUACAUUUUCAACAAAAGAUUGGGAUUAUACCAGCAACCCAUGUUCACUAAAAGAUGGAUCAAAAAGUUGCGUGCAGCAAACGAGACCGUACUCCGUAAACUUCCAUUGACACGCGACUCCUCAUUCGUCGCCAAAAAGGUGGAGUACAACUUGAAGAAGGGGGAAAACACCUUGUAUGAUUUCUUGGUUUACAACCAUGAUUUCGGCAAAGUAGGACCUUCUACUGCCUUCCAAUUCUUUGUGGAAGAAUUGAUGCAUCAUUCGGCCCAAUUUCCUAUUCUUGUGACCAUUGAUAACUUCAAUGCUCUCACAUACGAUACAUACACGCAAUACCGUCAUCCCGACUUUACUCGUAUUCACUUCACCGAGUUCGAGAUGGGAUCUUUUCUCCUUAAAUUGGCUAGUGGAGAUCUCAGCUUCAAAAAGGGAGGAAUCUUGAUGGCUGAAAGCAAAGACAUUUCUUACUCCCACACUUUACCAGUUGCCUUGAAUCAAGAGCAAUACGAUCCAUACUGGAAAACCAACCAAUGUGACCGCAAAGUAGCUGAGUCUCUUUUGCUGAAUGGCGGUAUAACGCCGUUUGAAGUCCAGACUUUGAACAAGGACCAAACUAGAGAGUUGAUGGAGUUUUGGGAGGCUGCGGGAGUUUUGCAAGUACGAGACUACCCAAGUAAACCCGACCAUCGCACAUCCGAAGAAAUUAUCAAAGAAAGGGAAGAACGCUUGGCGUCAGAAAUUGUUGAUUCCGCUCCCGAAGAAGAUGCCGAACAGCAGUUUGAGCGGAUAGUCAACACCCAUUAUGUCAUGAGUUCAGGCAAUCCUGGACAUCUUGUCAGGGCUGUGAAUAUAAGCUACUAA
Meyerozyma guilliermondii ATCC 6260 is the source of this 1584-nucleotide messenger RNA. RefSeq names its product mitochondrial 37S ribosomal protein mS29. Gene Ontology annotation, cellular component: mitochondrial small ribosomal subunit. The record is from RefSeq and is a predicted model, not a curated record. Gene Ontology annotation, biological process: mitochondrial translation. The transcript has a single exon. Gene Ontology annotation, molecular function: structural constituent of ribosome. The coding region runs from base 1 to 1584 and encodes 527 amino acids. Lineage: Eukaryota; Fungi; Ascomycota; Pichiomycetes; Serinales; Debaryomycetaceae.